Anopheles moucheti is the source of this 2298-nucleotide messenger RNA. Its product is annotated as serine/threonine-protein kinase 32A. The transcript has 9 exons. The record is from RefSeq and is a predicted model, not a curated record. The coding region runs from base 1 to 1407 and encodes 468 amino acids. Gene Ontology annotation, molecular function: ATP binding; G protein-coupled receptor kinase activity; G protein-coupled receptor binding. Gene Ontology annotation, biological process: regulation of signal transduction; protein phosphorylation; G protein-coupled receptor signaling pathway. Lineage: Eukaryota; Metazoa; Arthropoda; Insecta; Diptera; Culicidae.
AUGGGUGUCAAUUCGUCCUCCCGACAGGAUGCGAGCUUUCUGUCGGAUGAAGACGUGAACUUUGACCACUUUCAAAUACUGCGCAACAUCGGCAAGGGCAGCUUCGGUAAGGUGUGCAUCGUGCAGAAGAAAGACAGCGGCAACCUGUUCGCGAUGAAGUACGUCAGCCGUAACGUGUGCAUCGGCCGUGGCGCGCUCGGUGGCGUCCUGAAGGAGGUGGAACUGCUCGCCUCCCUCGAGCAUCCCUUUCUCGUGAACCUUUGGUUCUCGUUCCAAGAUGAGGAGGAUUUGUUCAUGGUUUGUGAUUUGUUGGCCGGUGGCGACUUACGGUAUCAUUUGCAGCACCAGGUGGAAUUUUCGGAGGCCGGUGUGGGUCUGCUGGUUUGUGAGCUUGGUUCCGCGCUGGAUUACCUACAGAAGCAGCGCGUCGUGCACAGGGACAUCAAACCGGACAACAUCCUGCUGGACGAGGAAGGUCAUGCGCAUCUGACGGACUUUAACAUAGCGACCCGAUUGCCGCCGGACGGACUCGCCUGCAGCAUGUCCGGCACCAAACCGUACAUGGCCCCGGAAGUAUUUAUGUGUGCCUUAGAGGAAAUCGCCGGUUACAGCUAUCCGGUCGACUGGUGGAGUCUUGGUGUGGUCGCCUACGAGCUGCGGAGUGGUGGCCGACCCUUCGUCGUACACUCGUCGACACCGCUCGCCGAGGUGAAAAACAUACUCAACACACAGCCGCACUAUCCCCGCCACUGGAGUGACAACUUCGUCGAUCUGCUCUCCAAGCUGCUGAAUGUGCAUCCCGGCGCACGCAUCAGCACACUGAAGGAGCUGCAUCUGACGAAGCUGUUGCGCGGCACUGACUUUGAGCGUGUGCUGGCCAAGCGCACGAACCCACCGUUCAAGCCUUCGAAGGAUCACCUCAACUGUGACCCAAGCCUGGAGCUGGAGGAGAUGAUCGUCGAGACGAAGCCGCUGCACAAGAAGAAAAAGCGCCUGGCGAAGCAGCGGUCCGUGCACAAGGAAAACAACGACCAGCUGCACAGCCAGCUCGAUACGCAGCUGCUGAAGGAGUUUCUCGUCUACAACCGCUACAAGGAGCUGAAGCGUAAGGCGAUGGAAGCGAAAGAGUCCGAAUGGCAGCAGGAGCUCGAUCAGGCGAUGGCCAACUCGCACGUGUCGAGCCCCGGCCUGCCGGUCGACCGUGGUCUGGCGACGAUCAGCGAACGGGCCGAGCAGGUGUCCGGUGUCAGCAGCGUAACAGGAGCGACCGGGCCACCGACCCUUUCCCGCUCGGCCGACCCGAUUGCGUCCGCCCCGGUACCGGUACCUGGGACGGGUCGGUCCGGUUCCACCGCCGACACGAUCGACUACAUCGACCGGACACCGUCGCCGAAGAGCAGCAUCUAGCACCACCCACCGGGAUCGGGCGAGUCCUGCCACAUUAUCUGAGCCGGACGGGACCGGGAGGCUUGUGAUACACCAGCGGUACACCCGAGGCCAACGCCGCAGGAAGAGACUGACAUCCCCACCGCUCGAAACCACGUGUCUACGCCGUAGAAGCCGUAGUGCCCGUGGGCUGGGGUGUGGCUACGCCGCCGUGGCGCGGGAAGUAUAUUACCGGACCCACCUGCAUGCAACGUGCCGUGGGUACAUUUAGCACCGGAGGCAAUCAUUUAUCAACCAGAAAGAGCAGCUAGAGGUGGUACACAUUCGCAUUAAAACUGCAUGCUGCAUUUAGCUCGUAAGCAAACGAAACGGUGCUGCUAAUGAUCACGCGAACCGCGAGUGAGCUAAACUGAGCCACACUCACGCGGAGAAGUGGUAAUGGUUUUUCUUUCGUUGCCUAUCCUUUCGGCUCCCACCUGUAUUUAGGCUACUUAGCAGAAAGAGAGAGAGAGAGAGAGAGAGAGAGAAAGAGAAAGAAAAAAGGUCAAAUAAACCGGCGAACAGAAACGCCAGUCAAUUGCACAGUACGACGAUCGAUUGCGCCUUGCAGUACGGCAGAUGGGUAAUUUAUCACACCGACGAACGCUUAACGGCCUGCCAUGUCUGUAGGUGCAUGUACACCUACUCAUCCCCUAUCCCUACCACACACACACCUAUUGUGUACAUCCUCUAGAACGAUUUUACGCUCCCGUGCUUAUUUGCCAAUCGAAUAAAUCACCCAGUCGUCAGACCGGUGGCCGCAUAGCUGCCUACCUUCCAGGCGACUGUCGUACAAUCGCAAAGCACCCGCACCGAGCGCAUUUGAAUGUAGCAAGUGCAAAAACGAAGUAGAACGUAUAUGUUAGUUUGUGA